AUGGCCCCCGACGCUGAUAAGCGCCAGAUCAGCUUUCCCCGACUGGAGUACCCGAUACACAGAGAAACAGUGCCGAAGACAGCACAGCUCUGGCUUAAAGGCAAGCGAUCCCAAGACGGCGCCGAAAACCUGUGGAGAAUACACGACGGCUUGUACGAUCUGACUGAGUUCAUAUCAAUACAUCCUGGUGGCGCUGAAUGGCUGGCGGUUACAAAGGGCACAGACAUCACAGUGGCAUUCGAAACACAUCACCUAAAAGGCCUCGCAGAAACCCUCCUACCAAAAUACUUCGUCAGGAAGACAACACUACCAAAAAACGAUCCCUUCACAUUCAAAGAGGAUGGAUUCUACAAAACAUUAAAAUUAAAAGUAAUGGCUGGAAUCGAAAAUAUACCAAAGGAUGCUCGAAAAAAAAGUGAUUUUGUGACUGACGCACUUUUGCUAAGUGUCCUUGUGUUAAGUCCUGUCAGCUGUUGGGUUUGGCCUCAAAACUUCUUGCUCGGAGCCGCACUGACCGUUUUGAAUAGUUUCUUUUUGAGUUCCUUGAUCACUUGUGCACAUAACUACUUCCACCGUGGAGAUAAUUGGAGAAUGUUUUUGUUUAAUUUAGGAGGAGCGUCGUAUAGUGAUUGGCGGAUCUCCCAUUCGAUGUCUCAUCAUCUACACACGAACACUGCUCAGGACAUAGAGCUGAGUAUGCUGGAGCCCUUCCUACAGUUCCUGCCGCACAAGGACAAACCCAUAUGGGCACAGAUGGGAGCCUUCUACUACCCCGUCGUCUAUGCAACGUCAUUGCUUUUCAUGAUGUUUCAAAAUUUUACCCUGUCUGCUUUACAGCAUGAAGGCAAGUCUCUAACCUGGCAGAGCUUCAUUCCCUUCGCCCUGCCUGCAUGGAUGUACUUUGCCGGAGGGCUGCCGUUACCCUGGACUGUUCUGAUCUGGCUGAUCACUAUGAUACCAGCCAGCUUCUUCUUCGUCCUCUUCGGUUUGACAGCUGGUCAUCACAGCCAUAGGAACUUCUUUGAAGGUGACGUUCCGAGGAGUGAAAAUAUCGACUGGGGUCUCCACCAAUUGGACACAAUUGUGGAAAGAAUCGAUUACGCGGGCAAUCACUUUAAAUCGAUCACUCGAUUUGGAGACCACGCUCUUCAUCAUUUGUUCCCAACACUAGACCAUGCAGAACUAAAAUACUUGUACCCAACAUUAUUCGAGCAUUGUGAAAAGUUUGAAUCACAUUUAAAAACCAAUACGUUUUACGAAGCAGUCAUAAGUGCCAGUAAGCAAAUGAUAAGGAAACGGCCAAACAGCUUUAAAGAGCCAAAACAUAUAAAAUAGUUUUUAUUUAAUUGUAUGUAAAAAUAAGACAGAUAUUAUGUCUCUAAUUUUAAAUUUAGAGCAAGUUUUGCACAAAAUUUUGGUCGGUUUCAAUAUUAAAUACCUACGUAACAAAA
Trichoplusia ni (cabbage looper) is the source of this 1451-nucleotide messenger RNA. Its product is annotated as cytochrome b5-related protein-like. The record is from RefSeq and is a predicted model, not a curated record. The transcript has 5 exons. Gene Ontology annotation, molecular function: heme binding. Gene Ontology annotation, biological process: lipid metabolic process. NCBI's taxonomy places the organism in Eukaryota, Metazoa, Arthropoda, Insecta, Lepidoptera, Noctuidae. The coding region runs from base 1 to 1335 and encodes 444 amino acids. Gene Ontology annotation, cellular component: mitochondrion.